AUGACGUGCCUCCUAGGUCAAUGGGUGAACCAAUCUACAAAUUUAGGAUUUACUAGCUCGUUUUUGUUACCGCGUAUUCAUCUCGGAACUGUCCCGAGCUCCUCAGGCCUUACACUACCGCUCAAUUCACCUAGUUAUCGCUACCUAAUUGACAUCUCCUCUAUCCUCCAUCUACCUUUGCUUUCAAAGCUGUAUAUUUUCUUCCAGCGGUUUCUAGCUUCAACGCUCACUAACCCAUCCUGCGUUGUAGUCUCAUCGGCGUUGCCAAACCCAGCAUUGGCAUUGAUUCCACCGCUUAUAAUGCCAAAUUCCGCCUCUAUAUGCGUAGCAAAUUUCAAGAUCGCGGCAACUUCUAGUUCGUUUUGCGGCUUAACGAAGCAUGCAAAUGGGAGCCAGCAUGUAUCAGGCCUUCCAAGGAAACCGAAGGUGCUUGCUGGACUUAAUAUCUUCCAUGAUAUAGAGGAGGUAACUGUUUACAAGGUGGUAAGCCUGACUUUCUUGCAUUUCUACAUUGAUAUUCCGUGUAAUUUUGCUACAAGAUCUAUAUCAGAAUUUGUUUUGGCGGCAUUAUACCACAUUGGCUAUCUAGGUAUACCUAUCAUUGACCUGAUGUUUGGUAGCUCCUAUCUGAUACAGUCAACUCUCGAUGGCGCGAUACAAUUCUGGAACAAGGAUUAUAUUGUUAUCAGAGUUGUUAACAAUCAAUCCAAUCAAUCCACCUGA
Lindgomyces ingoldianus is the source of this 723-nucleotide messenger RNA. RefSeq lists its product as uncharacterized. Lineage: Eukaryota; Fungi; Ascomycota; Dothideomycetes; Pleosporales; Lindgomycetaceae. The record is from RefSeq and is a predicted model, not a curated record. Bases 1 to 723 code for a protein of 240 amino acids. The transcript is spliced from 10 exons.